Messenger RNA from Cotesia glomerata, 3547 nucleotides. RefSeq lists its product as uncharacterized. The coding region runs from base 228 to 3077 and encodes 949 amino acids. NCBI's taxonomy places the organism in Eukaryota, Metazoa, Arthropoda, Insecta, Hymenoptera, Braconidae. The transcript is spliced from 7 exons. The record is from RefSeq and is a predicted model, not a curated record.
GGCUCGUGGACUCUCUCUUUGACCCUGGUCAAGUAAGCAUCUCAAUUUACGAAUUUUUAGUUUAAAAUUUUUUUUUUUAGCUGGAUAUUUUUACCAAGUUACCGUGAAAGUGAAAAGUUAUGGGUUUAUAUUGUUGUUAUUUAUAAGUUUUGUUUACUUUCGUGGAUUUUUGUGGGUUUUUUUUUGUGCCAAAAAGUGUGAUGAUACUUAAAAGACAUAUUUAAGAAAUGUUCUUACGACUAGGCCUCACGUAUUUAAUCCUCUUUACAUACGCAUCAAAUGUAGCCCCAGCACGCCCAAAUGGACGUCCAAUGCCUCGACGGAACAUUCGACGGGCGGUGCCAAGCGAAUUUCUUACGCCUCCGGCGCCACUAUUGCCUCUAAAUCGUCCAGCCAACAACUUCAGGCAUGGAAAAAUCUUAACCCCUCAGCCAACAAAGGGCACUGAGUCUCCAGGAUAUCUUUCCCAACUAAUGGGGUACCUGGGCAACCCCUUCAGAGACCAACAGCCUCCAAGACCAGCCCAGAAGAAUGGAAACAUCCAUGGAGGAUUUCUCCAACCUCCUCCGCCUCCUUCUAGUAAUUACGGUCCUCCAGCUCCUACAGUGCCUCAACCUCCACCGGUCCAGCUGCCUCAGUAUCAGCCACCUCAAGCGCCAUCGCCUUCAACAGGUCAAGCUUACUCACCACCUCUGAACAUCUUCGGAAGAAGUUGCGAUCCUUGCAAUACGGUGCCUUGGAUUCCAAUCCAUCAGAACGUUGAUGUUCCUCAAGUAAAUCCAGGGUAUGGGAGUCCAGAACAUCAUAAUGUUCCAGUCCAAGCUGAUCUUCAUGUAGCACCACCUUUGGAUGUCAAGCAACCGGAUUUUAGUUACGGAGUUCCUAACGGAGCGAUUUCGAAUCCUCAUAUGUACCCAGGAGCUGUUCCACCUUUGUUUAAAGCUACUGCCUUUGAUACGCAUUCUGCUGAUUCUGGGGUCAGUCCAGAAGUGGUUCCUUUUGAAGGGAAUCAAAAUUCAGGUCAGAAUUUGCAAGUAGCUUCUUUGAGUUUUGAGGCACAUGUCACUGAAAAUCAGAGGAACAAUCAGUUCGGUCAAGGGCCUAAUCAGUUCCAAGAACAGACUCAUGGUUCCAAUCAGUUCCAAGAACAGACUCACGGUUCCAAUCAGUUCCAAGAACAUUCUCAGAGUUCCAAUCAGUUCCAAGAACAUACUCAAAGUUCGAAUCAGUUCCAAGAACAGACUCAUGGUUCCAAACAGUUCCAAGAACAUUCUCAAAGUUCUAAUCAGUUCCAGGAUCAGACUCAAGGAUAUGAUCAAGUUCCAAACCAACAGUUCCAAGGCUCCCAGGAUUUUGAUCAGCCAUCAGGACCAUCAGGUAACUCUGGAUACGUAGACGUUCUUCCCCCAGGAGCUGAAGUUUCUGGCUCAGAUUCAUCAGCAUUUGACUCAACCCACCAAAUCUCAGAAGUAGCUUCUGCUUCGGCCCAAAUCGAAACUUCUGACCCCCCAAGUCCUACUCGAAAGCCUCACAGCUUCGAAAUACCAUCAGGACACAUCAUCCACGUGGAGCAAUCUCCCGUAAUAGACUUAUCGAAAGAAGAUUCCGAGAAUCUGGAAUCACCAGUGAUUCUUCAAAACCCGGAUGGUACUUACGGAAUCAACGCAACCUGGCCCAACGGAGAUUCUUCCCGGAUUUGGUCUGCAGAAUCAGCUCAGGCUUCCAACGAAGCUCCGGAGAUUUUUCAGAAUGUCAACUUAAACCUCACUGAUUCUGCUGCUAGCAGUGCUAGCAAUAAUUACAGAACCGCUGAAAGGACAACUGAGUCGUUGAUCAAAUCUGUCAUCAAGUCUUAUAAUACUUUUGAAAAAGAGAUCAAUUCCCUUGAUCGGGGACAGAGUUACGGGAACAGGAAGUUGAACCUAAAGGAAUUUUCAACCAUUUCGCUUCUGAGUCAAGAGUCUCAGGAAUUCACGCCGAGGUCCACUGAUCGACAAGCUGGAACAAGGAAAAAUAAGGUACAAAUAAUAAUUCCUUACACUUCUGACCACAUGCCAACGCCGUUCCACACUCAUAGGUCCAGCGACGAAAAUAUAUCCAGGGCACAAGAAAGGUCGGUGAUGCCUGAUAAUCACAAUCCUGUUGAUCAAGAAUUCAAAGCAGAAGAAGAAGAUAUUGGAGAUGUAAAUUCUGAAGAGGAAGAAGAAGAAGAUGAAGAACUGGAAGAAGUUGAGGAUUUAAAGAAAUUGUUCAAUGCCUCAUGGACGCAGAAAAAGGAAGAAUCGACAGUGAAGCCCACGACGGCGAAAGCCAACACCUCGAUAGACGUCUUGAGGCUGCAGAAGAACAUAGACAAUUGGACAAUCCAGGAAUACUCACGUGGGACUACCGCGACUACUUCCACGCCGAUUUAUUCUCACCAGCUGUUGCAGUCCAAGAAAAUUCCUGAUGAAUAUUUAACCACCGAGGCUCAACAGCCGGUUCCAGAGUCUAGAGGAGAAAAGAGUCUUGGGAAUAUUUUAGAGGGGUUCAAUUUCAAUGAUCUUGAGCAUGAGGGAUCUGCCAGCAGUCGCGUUGAUUUUUCAAAUGUCCAGAGUGACGUUUCAUCGAACUCAUUGGAAUCAUCGGAGUCAAGUACAAUCCCAAGUGACAUUAGUUAUGGUUCUAAUGAAGAUGUUUCUUGGGAACAACUUCCGGUCUCGAUUUCACCGUUGAGUAAUGAACGUGUGUACGUUGUUACGCCACAGACUGCAUUGAAACCUGCGGCUUUCAAUAGCAGCAAUGAUAGUAAUAAGAUUAAUAAUAAUAAUAAUAGUAAUAAUAGUAGCAGUAGUAAGUUAGACAAUGCUAAAAAUUCAACAUCAGCAAAUUCGACGGUAAAAUUUGACUCGAUUGAAAAAUCGUAUCAAGUUUUACCUCAGGCCGUCAAUAAUCUCGCUGUAGUGUCAACCGGGCCUGCUACUGUUCCACUGUGGGGUAUUAUGGAGCAUGAAGAGUACGCGAGUUUUAAUAAAACUUCACCAAAAACUCUGGUUUUAUACUCAGGUCACUCAAAGGUGUCUCAUGCAAGAAGUUAGUGCGCUCAUGCGUGUUUCUAUAGACUGCCAAAUAAAUAUUUAUCUUACGUGCUUAGUAUAAGUUAACAUAAUAAUUAGUCUAAAUAAGUAUAUAAGUAAUUUAAUAAAUUUAAUUAAUAAUUAAGCUCAGAAACGCGACCAGUGAUACAAUAUGGCCAGUUUUGGGCGCUUAAUUUUAAUAAAUUAUAUUAAUUUUAAUGUAAUUGCUGAUCAUAAUUUAAUCAGAAUUAGUAAUUACAUUUAUAUGAAUAAAUAAAACGACAGAAUUUGAAAUAGAAAUCAUGUGGCAUUUAAAGGAGAAAAUAAUGCAAAUAAUGCCCAGACGUGGUAACAAUUUUAAUAGAUUUUUAAAAAGUGAUUCACCUUCUAUUCGGCUUUCGCUGAUUUCGUUAAACCGUUUAGUUGGGUCACUGCCAAUACUUUUGUUGUUGUUAUUUUUGUAUAAACAAUAAAUAUUUAUUAAGCCCGGA